UCUCUGUCAGAUUAGACUUAAUCCUGGAGGAGGGCUGUCAAGACGCUGUCCGCAGCCGCAUUUUGGCGCGGACUCUCCGGCUUCACCCCCGCGGCCACAAACAGCGGAUCUUUUACUGACUCCUCACGUUUUUCCACAGAAGAUGAUCCACAAGUCUUGCUCUGCAGCCGUUGCUUGGUCGCCAAUUUGCGAAAACAUGUUAGCCGGCUAACUAGCUGCAUAAGAGUUAGUAAAUCGGAUUAUCCGCAAACGACAUCCUCCCACGGGGUAAUAACCAGGUAUUAUUCGCUUUUCUACAACCUAUUUCCAAACUUAGACCCCCUUCUCUUCCUCUGACCACAACAACACCAAUUUAUUUGUAAUGUUGCCCCAAGCUAGCAAGAUUUGAAAGCAGUUCUCUCGUGUUGUGGCUCGUUUGGACGCUAAUCUUUGCUUUUUCUUGGACGCACUAGAAGACAAAUUGUGCGUCCGAAACCAAAGCCGAGGUGGAGAUCGAACCGAUGCGGUAGCAAGAACCCACAGCGACUGAAGGACCCCGCUAGAAGAAGAUCUGAACCCAGAAGAAGAAAUUAGCUCGAACACAAGGAGCCAAGAUGUCAGGGAAGGAUAAAGACAAGCAGGAGAAGCAGUCCACCACGGAGCGCCUCGUGAAAGCUGUGCCAUACCCACCCCAACAUAAGCUGACUGUCAAGGAGCUGUUUGAAAAUGGAAAGCCCAAUGCAGAGAUGCUGCGGAACCAUUUGGUGAAGGAGGGACGUGUGGAGGAGGACGUGGCCCUGAAGAUCAUCAACGACGGGGCCAACAUCCUGCGGCAGGAGAAGUGCAUGCUGGAGGUGGAGGCGCCCAUUACAGUUUGUGGUGAUGUGCACGGUCAGUUCUUUGACCUCAUGAAGCUGUUUGAAGUGGGAGGCUCACCCAGUAACACUCGCUACCUGUUCCUUGGGGAUUACGUCGACCGAGGAUACUUCAGUAUUGAGUGCGUGCUCUACCUCUGGUCUUUGAAGAUCAACCACCCCACAACUCUGUUCCUGCUGCGAGGGAACCACGAAUGUCGCCACCUCACCGAGUACUUCACCUUCAAACAAGAAUGUAAAAUCAAAUACUCUGAGCGUGUGUACGACGCCUGUAUGGAGGCCUUUGAUUGCCUGCCCCUCGCCGCUCUGCUCAACCAGCAGUUCCUCUGUGUGCAUGGAGGACUCUCCCCCGAAAUCAACUGUUUAGAUGACAUCCGCAAAUUAGACCGCUUUAAGGAGCCCCCAGCCUUUGGACCCAUGUGUGACCUGAUCUGGGCCGAUCCUGGGGAGGACUACGGAAGUGAGAAGACCUCCGAGCACUUCAACCACAACUCUGUCAGAGGCUGCUCCUACUUUUUCAGUUAUUCAGCGGUUUGUGACUUUUUGGUAAAUAACAACUUGUUGUCGGUAAUAAGAGCCCACGAAGCACAAGACGCAGGUUAUCGUAUGUACAGAAAAAGCCAAACCACGGGCUUCCCUUCACUUAUCACCAUUUUUUCUGCUCCAAAUUAUUUAGACGUCUACAACAAUAAAGCUGCUGUAUUAAAAUAUGAGAACAAUGUAAUGAAUAUUCGCCAGUUUAAUUGCUCACCUCAUCCGUACUGGUUACCCAACUUCAUGGACGUCUUCACAUGGUCUUUGCCUUUCGUUGGAGAAAAGGUGACAGAGAUGCUGGUGAACAUCCUCAACAUUUGCUCUGACGACGAGCUCAUGUCAGAAGGAGACGACCAGGGUGAAGGAGGCGCCAGUGCCGUCCGCAAGGAAGUCAUCCGCAACAAGAUCCGCGCUGUGGGGAAAAUGGCGCGGGUCUUUGCUGUCCUCAGGGAGGAGAGUGAGAGUGUGCUGACGCUCAAAGGCUUGACUCCGACCGGGACCCUUCCUGUUGGCGUUCUGUCUGGAGGGAAGCAGACUCUACAAACAGCAACCAUUGAAGCAGCCAAAGCCCAAGGCUUUUCCCCAACGAGGAAGAUCCGAAAUUUUGAGGAGGCUCGCGGUUUGGACCGAAUCAACGAAAGGAUGCCCCCGCGCAAAGACGGCCAGCAACCCGACCCUAACAUGCUCAACUCUGCAAACAAGAACGGCACUGACGGAUAAGGAAAAAAAACAAAAAAAAUCUUCACAUUUUACAACAAUUCUUACAUCUACUAGGCUUCGUUUAUAUAUUAAUUGGUCUUUUAAAACUGGUCCACUUUUUUCUUUUUUGCUUUGGGGAAAAAUUUAAAGCAGACACAAUUCAUCGUUGGAGAUGCUAGAAGCUUUGUUGGAAAAUUUUGGGGGAAAAAAAAUCUGCUUUUCGAAAUGACUAUAUUUAAGAUUAUCGGGGAAAGAAAAAAAAAAAACAUAUUUAUUGAAGGACUUGUAUUAGAUUUAUUGUGUUAGAGAAGAACAUUGUUACGUUUUUGCUUUGUUCAAAUGUAUA
Molecule: messenger RNA, 2433 nt
Organism: Periophthalmus magnuspinnatus
Lineage: Eukaryota; Metazoa; Chordata; Actinopteri; Gobiiformes; Gobiidae
Gene: ppp3cca
Product: protein phosphatase 3, catalytic subunit, gamma isozyme, a
Biological process (GO): calcineurin-mediated signaling
Cellular component (GO): calcineurin complex; cytoplasm
Molecular function (GO): calmodulin-dependent protein phosphatase activity; calmodulin binding
Source: RefSeq, a predicted model, not a curated record